Cydia splendana is the source of this 11869-nucleotide messenger RNA. It is a transcript of the gene larp, whose product is annotated as la-related protein 1-like. NCBI's taxonomy places the organism in Eukaryota, Metazoa, Arthropoda, Insecta, Lepidoptera, Tortricidae. Gene Ontology annotation, molecular function: RNA cap binding. The coding region runs from base 515 to 4885 and encodes 1456 amino acids. The transcript has 31 exons. Gene Ontology annotation, biological process: positive regulation of translation; mRNA stabilization. The record is from RefSeq and is a predicted model, not a curated record. Gene Ontology annotation, cellular component: cytosol; cytoplasmic stress granule.
AAGUCACAGCCUUCCGCAAGUUCCGUGUGUGUUGCGGAAAAAUCCCUUUUUGGGCGUCCGACCACAUGUGUGAAUUAUGAACAAAAUAUGGUUCUUUAGUGAAUUAUUGUUCUAAAUAGCCGAUUUCAAAGUGAAUUAUACUCGGUAUCGAUAGAUAAAGUGCGUGCGGAGCGUUCAGUGUCGGAAAAAAGUUGGAACUCGACGACGGAAGUGCAUUUUUUCGAUGUAAAUACGGGCCAUCCAGGGUCAGUCUGGUGCGCCGCGAGGAUUUCUUGAAUAUUUCCAAGCAGUGUGCUCUUGUGUCGCGCUCGAGAGUCUCGCGUGUGGUUAAAGUAAAUCUCGACCUUCACCGCGGGUUCGAUCGGGUCACGUCCUGUAGGGGAGUCGGGUCGCGAUCUGCGGUACAGACGGCAGCAUGCCGUCGUGUUGAGCAGCAUGGAGGCGCGCUCGUGAUCGUCGUUCGGCGCGGAGCGCGCGCCCGGGCUUAUAUAACGAGGGCAGCGGCUGCGGCGGCAUGGCCGCGCGCGUGUCCGUCGAGGGCGCCGGGCCCUCGUACGCAUCCGUGCUAAACUUUCGGGGAGCCGAAAGUAAUAAGGAGAACAUUGAGGCGCCUCCGCCGGGGGAGGUGCCGGAGGUGGUGGUGCGGCAGGUGGAAGUGGAGGAGGAGGAGGGCUUCGUGCCCGUGAUAGCGCACGGGCGGAGGCCGGGCAAGCCGCGGCGCGAGCGGGAGCGCCGAGCGCCGCCGCGGCCGCACAAGGCAGGGACUCAGCCGCCCACAGACCCCCAGGCGCCGCCGAACCCUGACCAACCGCAGCAAGAAGACGAUGAUCAGCCUAAGAAGUUUGUAGAAGCACCCAUCCCAAAGGUCAACCCCUGGCAGGUGCGAGGGGGCAGCACCGGAGUCCCGCCGCCGGCGCCUCCGGCGUUAGAAGAGAAGAGGUCGCCGUUGCAGCCCCAGCAGCAGGGCAGGGCGCAGCCCCCGCCGCAACCGGCGCCGAUUCCAGCGGUGGCGCCGCCCAAGCCUGCCAUCGUGAAGGCGCCGAAGAUACCGAAGGUCAACCAAAAGGCAUCAGACUUCACGGACAUCGGCGACUGGCCGACGCUAGGCGCGGCGGUGGCCGGCGCGGCGCGGUGCCACUCGACCCCCCCGCCGUCUGAGGCCGAAACAUCGCACCACAACGGUAACGCGGACCAGGAACGCAAGCCGCUAGAAGAGCACCAGACCAAGGUGGAGAAGGUGGAGCCCACACAGAACCACCAGCAGAACCACGACAAGAACCACGACAAGAACCACGACAAGCACCACGACAAGUCUAAGGCCGCAGGAGGUGGUAAAGGUCCACACAAGUCCGGCAAGCACAAAUGGGUGCCCCUCGACAUAGACGUUAAGGCGGCGCGGCCGGGCAAGCACGGUCCGCCGCACGCCGCCAGGCCUGAUAAUGACACGGUGUCCCUGAACGGCGAGGAGCGUCGCGGGUCGCUGCGCGCGCGCGGCGCCGGGGGGGCGGGGGCGGGGGCGGGGGGCGCGCGGGGCGCGGCGCGCGGGGGCCGGCGCGCGCCGCCGCGCCCCGCCUCCGCGCUGCCCGCGCCCGUGCACGUCUUCCACCACGACUACCACCACGACCUGCAGCAGCUCCGCGUGGCUCAACCGGCAGUCGCACAGGGUCUGGUGCUGCACUACGGGGGCAUAGGGCUCCCGCCGCCGCCGCUGGCGGCCCCGCUGGCGCAGGCCUUCUACUACGGUGCCGCUCAUGCUACCAGCGCGCCCUACGGACUAGGACUUGACCAAGCAACGUUGAAAGACCUCAUUAAGAAGCAGAUCGAAUACUACUUCAGCCCUGACAACUUAGCGCGCGACUUCUUCCUCCGCCGCAAGAUGGCCGCCGACGGCACCAUUCCCGUCACGCUCAUCGCCUCCUUCCACCGCGUGCGAGCGCUGACACCAGACGUGGCGCUCGUGCUGGACGCCAUCCGCGACUCCGACAAGCUGCAGCUCGUCAACGGGUUCAAGGUAACACGAGAUGGCGCCACCGUCCCCCUCACAUCGCCUCCUUCCACCGCGUGCGAGCGUAACACGAGAUGGCGCCACCGUCCCCGUCACAUCGCCUCCUUCCACCGCGUGCGAGCGCUGACACCAGACGUGGCGCUCGUGCUGGACGCCAUCCGCGACUCCGACAAGCUGCAGCUCGUCAACGGGUUCAAGGUAACACGAGAUGGCGCCACCGUCCCCGUCACAUCGCCUCCUUCCACCGCAUGGCGCCACCGUCCCCCUCACAUCCCCUCCUUCCACCGCGUGCGAGCGCUGACACCAGACGUGGCGCUCGUGCUGGACGCCAUCCGCGACUCCGAUAAGCUGCAGCUCGUCAACGGGUUCAAGAUGGCGCCACCGUCCCCCUCACAUCGCCUCCUUCCACCGCGUGCGAGCGCUGACACCAGACGUGGCGCUCGUGCUGGACGCCAUCCGCGACUCCGACAAGCUGCAGCUCGUCAACGGGUUCAAGGUAACACGAGAUGGCGCCACCGUCCCCCUCACAUCGCCUCCUUCCACCGCGUGCGAGCGCUGACACCAGACGUGGCGCUCGUGCUGGACGCCAUCCGCGACUCCGACAAGCUGCAGCUCGUCAACGGGUUCAAGGUCCGAACAGCGUUCGAGCCGACAAAAUGGCCUCUACUCGACAUAAUGAUGAAUGAGGACACAGACAAGAGGUCCCCCGACGACAAACAGAAAGAGGACAAUCAGCCAAAGGAAGCGCAGAAGAGCGUAGAAGAGAAGGAGGCGCAGAAGAGCGUAGAAGAGGAGGCGCAGAAGAGCGUGGAAGAGAAGGAAGCGCAGAAAGCGCCCAGUAUAGGUGGGCAGGCGGAGAAGUUUGAGACUAAAAAACCAGAACUAGCGCCUGAAAUCAAACCAGAGCCCUCUCCAGAAACUGAGAAGGCCGCUGAGGAAACGAAAGAGAAGGAAGCUAAAGAGAGCGAGACGGAGGAUAAGGACGACAAGCGGGACAACGAGGACCCGCCGCUGCAGAACGAGGGAGAGGACAAGCCGGGGGAGAAACGCCGUAAGAAGCAGAUGGUGGGCAUCUUCCCGCUGGCCACGAUGGGCGGCCCGCUGGUGGCGCCCGUGUCCAGCCUGCUGCGGGCCGUGCCGCCGCCGCCGCUGCCCAGGAUGUUCCGGACGCGCGGCGCGGGCUCGCCGCCGGCGCACGACCCCCUCAACCCCGACGUGGCCGAGUUCGUGCCACAGCGCAAGACAGAAGAACCUAGCGAGAAACCGGAAGGCGAAUCGAGACAAACCUCUGGAGCCGGCAGCCCCAGCUCCGAGAGAAGCGGCCCCGACGUGUGGACCGAGGUGAAACGGAGGACGAAGGCCGGCAGCCGCGAGCGCUCGGCGCCGGCGCCCGCGCCCGCACCCGCCGACGAGGCCCCGCAGCGCGAGGAGCUUCACUUCCAGCUCGACGAGGAGCUCGACCUGCCGCCGCCCAGGCACAACACCUUCACCGACGGAGACGCCUGGUCGGAUUCCGAAUCGGACUUCGAGCUGUCGGACCGCGACGUGGGCCGGCUGCUGAUCGUGACGCAGACGGGCGGCCGCGCGGUCAAACAUGACGGGCACGACCGCCAGGGCGACUGGAACACCCGCACCAAGAUCUCACAAGAUCUCGAACAGGUCAUAACUGACGGAUUGAGACGGUACGAGGAGGACUUGUGGAACGACACGGAUUAUACUUCGUCUCAUGGCAGCCUGGGCUCGCACUACCGCACCGUGUCGCUGAUAUCCCGCGAACAGUUCGAGGCCACGCAGCCCAACGAGCGGCAUUCCAACCCCGACCAGCCGCCGCCGCCACCGCCGAGGCCGCAGAUGGUGGAGCAACAGGACCAAGGCAGCAAAGCGAAGAGGCCGCGCCGCACGGCCCGGUUCUACGCCGCCAACAAGGACCCACACGCCACCGAUGUUAUCACGAGCCGCAAGCACAAGACCAGGCACAGCCUCAACCCGCCCGUGGAGCACCACGUCGGCUGGAUCAUGGACAUCCGCGAACACCGCGCCAGGACACACAGCACCGGUUCAUCAUUGGGCACGUCACCGACGCUGGGGUCCUCUUGCGGGUCCGUGCCACAAUCGCUGCCGACCUUCCACCACCCGAGCCACGGCCUGCUCCGCGAGAACCACUUCACCCAGCAGGCCUACCACAAGUACCACUCGCGCUGUCUCAAAGAGCGCAAGAAGCUGGGCAUCGGGCAGUCGCAGGAGAUGAACACGCUGUUCAGAUUCUGGUCCUUCUUCCUCAGGGACCACUUCAACAGGACCAUGUAUAACGAAUUCAGGACGCUAGCGAACGAGGACGCCGCCGCCGGCUUCCGGUACGGUCUGGAGUGCCUCUUCCGGUUCUACUCGUACGGGCUGGAGCGCAAGUUCCGCCCCGAGCUCUACCAGCACUUCCAGCAGGAGACCGCCACCGACUACGAGCGAGGUCAACUGUACGGUCUGGAGAAGUUCUGGGCGUUCCUGAAGUACUACAAGCACGCCGGAGCCCUACAGGUGGAGCCCAAGCUGCAGGGCUACCUCGCCAAGUUCAAGAGCAUCGAGGACUUCCGCGUGCUGGAGCCGCAGCUGAACGAGCUGCUGGCGGCGCAGGGCCCGCGGGCCCCGGGCCGCGGGCCGCACGCGCGCGCCUACGACCGCCACCGCUCCGUGUCCGAGAGCGAGCGCAACCACGCCGCGAGGCCCUUCAGCCGACCAGCGCCGGCCAACAAUAGCAACAAUAACCGCGGCCGCGCCGGCUCCUGCGGCUCGCAGAGCGUCGUCGCCAACGCGCGCCCGAGACCGCCGCCCAAGAGCAAACCCGACUCCGCGCCUCCCGCCGCCGCCGCCGCCGCCCCGCAGUGAUCCCGCGCACACACACAGUGCGCACACGACCCAAUGCAUUUGUUACUGACUAUUAUAUAGUGCAUAGACACACAGUCGAUUUAGUGUUAUUAUAUGAGUGUAGUGUUGCCGGGUUAUCGCGGCGAGGACGCUGGGUUGCAGGCGAAAUGGUGUAUAGAGCCUAGCUUGUACGCAUCGACAAUAAACAACGCUACGCGACAAACGCGCGACAACCGCGCGACUAACGCGCGACAGACGCGCGACAACCGCGCGACUAACGCGCGUCACGGCUUAUAGUGUAAGCUACAUAUUAACAAACAUAUAUUAUAUUUUUGACAUUGUAACAUAUUCGAGCCGACCUUCAAAUUGCAGUCAUCUUAGUUAUAUUCAUUUUCCUAGUAUAUAAUUAAUAAUAUAUAUAAAAAAAUAGUUAAGUUUUUUUGUUCGCUUGUGUAGUUAAGGAUUUUUUUUGCCAUGGCAACAUUGAGUGUCAGUUUUGAUUCUGACACUAUCGGCCCGAUUUUAACUUUAAGACACGUCAAUUAAUAGAUCUAGGAACGAUAUGGAUUAGAAUGUUAUUGUCAAAUGUGACGUUACUUCAACCAAAAACGUCACUUUUGACACUGACACAUCUAAUCCAUAUCGUUUCUGGAUCUAUUAAUUGACGUAUCUGAAAGUUCGAAUCGGGCAGUUAAUUCGUAGGUUCUCUUAGGCAAUGUAAAAUGUACAGUCGUUGAUAUUUCGCCGAUAGUCUAAUCAAAACUAGAUAAAAAAAAUAUAGUCCUUUUUUUUUGAGAAACGAAAUUGUAAAUUAACUCAAGACUGGCUUGCGUGUGUAAAGCGGUGUAGGCUUUUAUGUAAGCUCUGGUUUUGAAAAUGUGUGAAUUUCUGAUGUAUAUUUGACUAUGAGUUUUGCGGGUCCCGGGUGAACAUGUUGUACAGUCAACGGUAAAAAUGUGGGUGUACAAAUCAUUUCAAAAAUGUGUCCCAUAACUGUUAUGUCAGUGAAUUAAGAACUAUGGGACAUAUUUUUGAGUAAGUUGUCUACACCCAUAUUUUUACCGUUGACUGUAUGUUAAUUUGCAAACAUUUCUUAACUGAUAAUGCAGACUAGAGCCGGUCCAAGCUAAGUAUGCACCGAAUUUGAUGGGACAUAGUAGAAAAGCCAUUAUAAACGACAUAUUUUCAUAAUUUGACGUUUGUGGGAACGCUUGCAUACUUUUUCAUGUUAAAGUUGGUGCAGAGUUAGCUUAGGCGGCCUAACAAGAAAUUAUAUGACUUUAAAAAGGCCAUUUCAGUUAAAGUUCCUUUUUAUCUAAUUUGUUUUUAUUUUUGGUAUUUCUACUUAGAAUCACGAGCUCUUUCGAUCCUAAUAAGAAAAAAAAGUGUCUUUAGAUUUUUAUUUUUAUUCCGUUCCGACGGUAACGGAAUGGAAGAAACGAAAAAUGCAUGGAGAUUUUGGGAUAUUUUUUUUUUCCUAUUAGGAUCGAAAGAGCUCAUGAUUCUGAGUAGAACUAACAUAAAAUAAUUCCAAAUUAAAAAUAUGUAUAGUCAAGGAAUAUAAUUUCAGUAACAUUCCAUAACUUGUCACAAUGACCAUAGUAUGAGGUCGUUUGCGACUAUAUUAAUUGUCACUGUGACAAGGUCCGAAAUGGUAUGAGAAUUAAAUUUUUUGACUUAUAAAAUGACCUCAAAAUAGGUCUGUUUUCUCAUAGAGAAAUAUAGUAAGAAUAGAGUGCUUCUAGUAUCAAGUAGCGGUACUGAUAAUUCUGCUAUUCGAUGCUAGAUGUCGACUACGAAAAUAAUAGUCGUUUUGGUACCAAAAGUGAUGUAUGGAGUGAGCACUCUAUGUAUUUUUUUCUCUAUGGUUUUGUAUUUGACACAAAGAAUACUAAACUCGGAUUAUUUUGAAUAAGUUCAUACUGCACAGUUCAGAAAUGUAUGUAUGUCUGUCAGUUCGUUCCGGGUCUGUCGUAUACUGCCACUUAUCAUUUAUGACACAACACAGCACACAUUACUGUAAACUCCGCAUAUAAUAUGAGAUAGCAUUGAGAUGAAAUGCGUGUGUAUAUAAUAAUAAUAAAAAAAACUGUUAAAUAUUGUAAUCGUGCUAUUUUAUAUUAUAUUAUAUAUAAUGCCAAUUGAACGUUCAAACGAAGCAUUUUAUGAAAUAUAUAUUGUUUAAUUGGUGUUUUACUAGCAUUUGAUUUCAACUGCUGACAAGCAAUUAUAAAAUACUACACAUACUAUAAACACAUUUUUAUCUUAGUCUUUUUCUCAUGCAAAUAAGGCAGACAGAGUCAAAACCGUGUGUUAUAUUUUCAUAUAGAUUAAAACAAUGACUCGCCCUAGAACGGUCCGCGCCCGGUCCGAGACGUCCGACACUUCUUUUUCUAUGACGGGUGAUCACGUGAUGCUUUCUAUAGAAAAUGAAUUGUCAGACGACUCGGCCCGGACCCGGACCGUUCUAGCGCGAGUAUUUUUUUUAAUCUAUAUGAAAAUAUAACACUCGGUUUUGACUCUGUCUGCCUUAUUUGAAUGAAAUAGGACUUAGAUAAAAGUAUGUUAUUGUAGAGAUGCUAAAAUGUGACGUUCACAAGCAAAAGGUCGUCGCUAACCUGAAGAUGAAAUUCGCUCGUAUCUUAAUACGAAUAACCUGUCCUUAUGACAAGCGACAAUGAUGCACCUUUUACUAGAGAACGUCACAAAUAAUAGGUAAUUGUUAGUUAUCGGCCGUCACUUGUUUUCUGCAUUUUUAUGCUUGUCAGUAAAAAGUUUUCGUAUGCUAGUAAUUUCGUUUUUUUUUGUAUCGUAAUAAUUAACUUGCUCAAUAAACUUGAACGACGAAAAUGACGUGACGGUGCGAGUGCGUCAUCCGACAUGAAUGACGUGCGUCAUGACUUGUUUUUGAAAAGUUGACAUACUUGUAAUAUAGGGUGUUUCUCCAACACUCGGGCUACUUGCACUAGCCCACUAACCCGGGGUUAAGCGGUUAAACCGUUAACCAACAGUCAUAUUGUACUGGUAACCAUGGUAACUCCAGAUUUAACCGGUUAACCCCGGGCUAGUGGGAUGGUGCAAGUGGCACUUAGUCAUAUUUUGUGGGGUCGGUUUAAAUGUCAUACUGAGCAGUUUUUACUGUGGUACAAACACAGAAAUUGCGAAAAAAAUAUUGUCUCUUUCAUACAUUUUGGCUGAGACAUACAUUUUUGUUCAUUUCGGGGUUGGUCUCAUAGUAAAAGUUGAUCAUUAUGACCUUUUUAUGCACCUUGCAAAAUUUCGCUAAAGUUUGAAAAACAUCUUGUUAAUAAAUUUAAUACAAGUCAAUAGUUUCGAUUGGUGCCUUUAAAAAUAAUCUUAAUAUAAUUUCUAGCUUUGAAAUAGUCAUAGAACUUGCAUGCAAGGCACUUGGAAUUGAUGUAAUUCCACAUUUAGUUGAUAAAUAUUUUUAUAAUGAUGUCAGCGUAUGUUAGAUUCAUUGGCUGUUAUCACUAAUAGACUAAUUUUGGGGUUGAUAACAAGGUUAAAAUUAUUCUAGAUAAAUUUAGUAUAGGCCAAAACAACGCAGAUGUAGUGCAUAAUUGUUUUCCAUCGUAUUUUCUCGGAAACGUUCGUAUUUGUCAUGCCACUUCAGUCAACCUCAGUACUUUUUGUACCGAGACUGACUGAAAUAGCAAGACACGUUCGUACGUCGUGAAAAUACGAUGGAAAAUAAUUAUACACUAGGUCUGUACGUGUUUGUAGUAAAUCUUUCAAUAAAGUUACGGAUGUUAGCACAUCAAUUCAAAUAAAUAGGUUUUUAAAUUAUUCAUCUUGGAUAAUGCACUCGAAAUCCCGGAUACUUAAAAAAAAACUGUAGAGAGCACUAAAAUCCAGUGUGCGUUUUUUCUUAGUUAAUAAGUGUGCUUUUUAAACAUAGUUUUUAUUUUUCCAUUGCCGCAAACUUGACGAUUACAAUUUUAUAAAAAGGCAUUCACUACUGAAUUGUUUGUCGCUUUAGAAUAGCCAGGAUACUUGGUAAUUAUCUGACACAUGUCAAAACUCUAUUAAUUUUUGACAUGAUACAGCUUGACAUCAAAAUGCAAUGGUUUUACAUGUCUGGUAACGUCGCACGUCGUUCUUCGGAGUGAAAUUUUAUUUACCACCCCAUACUCUGCGUAGUGAAUUUAUAGGUCCAUUCCAUACUGAACAACUUUUAUUGUGGAACCAAUGCAGAAAUCGUGAAAAAAAAUGACUGUUUCAUACAUUCCGGCUAAUGUGAUACCGCUGACUAUGUGACAGACAAGUUUUUUUUCGCCUUUUCGACAUUGGUCCCAUAAUAAAAGUUGUUCAGUAUGACCUAUAAAUUCACUAUGCGGAGUAUGGCUGGUGAAUACAAUUUAACCCUGUGUAGUCUCGAAUGUCGAGCGAUAUUGUCAGAAAUGUCAGAAGAAUUCGCGCAAUUACUGUGUCCAAUAUAAGUAUUCAGAGUGACGAUUUACAUUCAGUCGCAAACACAGUGAAAACGAUGCUUACUUUGAUAUCCUGGUCACGGCACCAAUUGUAAAAGUUUGCGGCAGGUGCGUUUAGUUUUCGACGAUAAUACUUUUCCCGUAAAACGGGUACAUGUUUCAGUUUCGACUCACAACUAGCGCACCAAACUCCGGUGUUGUUUUUAGAAAAUAUUUCAACACAUUCUUAUUAUGUUUUUUUAGGUUAACGGUUGUUCCCCGUAAAAUCAAAUUCUAAUUACCAAUUAGUUAUGAUUUUAACUUAGUAUGAUUUGAUCACUACAUGCGUAUCAUUUGCAUUAAGGGCCACAUUAGCGUCUCUCGAGUGUCGGCGUCUAGUCCACUCUAUGGAUGCUGCUCGACGCAACUGCGCAGCGAUACCCUUGUCCAUAGCGCUGACUAGACGCAGACGCUCAAAAGACGCUAGUGAGGGGUGGCCUUAAAACGCUACUGGGUCAUAUAUAUAAAUUAUUGACAUGAAAUAGUGAUUACAACCUUAACCUGUUUAGUUUAAGGUCGAAAUUCGUACAAAGACUUGUCAUCGGGCGUUCGUAAAUUUAUAUGAAUGUGCCUUUGAUUAUUAUUCUAAAAACAAUACCGGAGAGUAAUACUUAUUCGUAUAUAGUUGUAUGUCGUAAAGACAGCUUCGAUCGCUUCUACAUUACUUAUAUAAUAGUUCCUAUAUCGUAAUAAAAUGACACAGGAAUCGUUUAUGCAAUUUCGUAAUGUUUGUUCCAAAUUACCGCGUAUUUUUAGCAAUAAUAAUGUUAGCUGUAUGCACUGUUAGUUUAUUUUGUCGAUUUCUGUGUCGAAAAUGGCUGUCGGCAUGAUUCUUGAGCGAUACUGUCGUAUAUAUACGACAGCAUAUACUCAGAUUGUCUUCUAUACACGACAGCGUAUAUUAUGCUAACUUAGACAUAGAUUUGCGUGGUGCAAAUUUGACAACUAUUCUUACACUGAAUGAGAUGAGUCUAUUCGAAUUUAAAUCUAGUUUUAGACUAUAAAUUGAUUCAUAUUGAUUGGAUUUCGAGUUAUUCAGCGUAAGUUGUAAGAAUAAAAGCGAAAGGCUAAUAAGGUUUUACCUUUUGUUACGCUUGGGAUUAAACUUGCACCCGGGAAAGCAUUGUCAAAUUUAAGUUUGAAAGACGAAAGUUCAAGACCCCUGCCGGCAGCAUUUCUUUGAGUUGCCGUCCCCCGAUGGUAUUUUAGCUUAGUUUUGACCAAGUAAAGUACGACUAAAACAUAGUUUGAAGCGGUCCUGCGUAAGACCUAGACUUUUUGGACGAGGUCUCUAAACACAGCUAGACUAUUAGUAAAAGAUUUUUUGACAGAACACGAAUUAAAAAAAGUAGUGUUUAUGAUUUAUAUGCAUGCAUGAGUUUUGAAUAGAGACUCGUCCGAAAUCAAAGUCUACACUUAAGUCUUAUGACAUUAUUGUUAAGUUGUUUUUAAUUGUUGCUAUUUUUUUUUUCGUAAGUACGCCAAAGGAGACGACGUAAAAUGCUGAUGUUAAAUCAUAGGAUUAUUGUAUAAAUGGAAAAUAUACAAAAAAAAAAAUAUGUUGCUGUAACUUUAAGUGAUAUUGUACAUUAAGGUCGGAGCCGGUCGCUCGUUGUUUUUCAUUUUAAAUUCAAUUUGGUUGUAAUAUAGAGUAGUCGCUGAGGUACGGAUGGUAUUCCGUACAAGCUGGUUUUCUCAGUGGUCAAUUCCAUUAGAUUUUGAAUCAAAAGCUGUUGUUAAAAAGUUGCAAUACGGAAAGUACGGUCAGCUGCAGAAUUAGCUUAGCGGAUCUGGUCUACAAAAUAUUUGUACUUGUGUUCAGAUCAUUUUGUAGACUCUUUUAGUUUAUGCUGGUGAUCUUACGACGCGUCAGAGCCAUCUAGCGAAGCUGCAUAUACAAUUAUACAUUGACCUAAACCUUUGUACUUGCGUAAAGUCAUCAGUCUGAAAGCCUUAUAUCACUCAAGUAACACGGGGAGUCGUAUAUAGUUAAGAUUAACUCGCCUUCAAACCGUGUUGAGUUUCGCUUGGCUUGACAACCAAAAAUACUGUCGUGACAGAUUUAAUUUGCUUGUACAUCCGCCAUCAGAUAUACCGAAGCGGCCAAGGCCAAUAUUUGCGAGUAAAAUAUCUAAAAAACGCCUCUAUUGUCAAGGCGUGUUCAGAUAUUUUUGAUCGCCUCGGCCGCUCCGAUAUAUCUGAUAACCACUGAAUAAACUGGUUGGUAUGGAUACUUUCUGUUCGAAAAUACCUGACAAUUAUUGGAAACUGAGUCGGUUUUUCAACUCUGCGGUAGUCCUGUAGUCAGCAUAGUAAUUGAUAAAUUUAGAUUUCGACGCUUGCUUCGGCGGGCUACGAAUGAUGGUGUAAGUUUUUUAUUGGAAUUUUCGCAAUGUUUUCGGUAUCUUGUUUGAUUUUGUUUCGUAUCGCCGUCGCCGACGCUCCAUAUGGCUGUAAGUUAUACAUUAUAUACAUAUUAUUAUUAUAUUGAUAAAAUAAAUUAAUAAUAAAAGCA